AUGUCCGAAACACUUAUUAACGGCGAUACCGCGUACAUGCUCAUCUGCAUGGCACUCGUGAACCUCAUGACCCCAGGCCUGGCGUUCUUUUACGGAGGCUUAGUUCGUUCCUCGAACGUGUUAUCCAUCAUGGCGCAAAACUACGCCAGCAUGGGAUUGAUGACCAUAAUUUGGACGGCAUGGGGGUAUGUUUUUCUGCUCUCUUUUCUCCUUCUUUCUUGCGAGGAUGACGACGCGUCGCUUCUUUCUCCUCGUGAUUAUGGCGUUGCGACGAACGACGCGAAAACGACUGUUGCUGACAUUUUUCUUCUUCUUCUUCUUCUUCUUCUUCUUCUUCUUUAUCGUCUUCGAAAAAACAGGUAUUCGUUAUGUUUCGGAGAAUCCCAAGGCGAUUUCAUCGGCAACCCGAAAUCGCACUAUUUCCUAGAAAACACGAACAAUAACUCCCCGCAACCUUCAAUUCCAGGACUCGUGUUCUGCGGGUUUCAAGGGAUGUUCGCGGUGAUUGCCCCGGCGCUGAUGACGGGCGCGUUUGCCGAUCGCGUGAACUUUGGACCGUACAUGGUCUUCAUCGCGCUCUGGGCGCACUUGGUGUAUUUUCCAGUCUGCCAUUGGAUUUGGGGCGGCGGAUGGAUGGCGAAACAAGGCGUUUGGGAUUUCGCGGGUGGGAUUGUCAUCCACGUGACCGCGGGGUUUUCCGCGCUGGCGACGGUUGUCGCGUUGCCGUCGAGACACCACUUGGACGCGAGCGUUGAGAAUAAGCCGCACAACAUUCCGUUCGUCGCGCUCGGGACCGGUUUGCUCUGGUUCGGUUGGUUUGGCUUUAACGGCGGAUCCGCACUUGGCGCGAACAACCAAGCCGCGUACGCCUCGAUCAACUCGGAAAUCUCCGCCUCGGCGGCGCUCUUCGGGUGGAUGAUGCUCGAAUGGAUUUUGGAAGGCAAGCCGACUUUAAUCGGCGCGUGCGUCGGAGCCAUCGCCGGUUUGGCUACGAUUACCCCGGCGGCUGGUUUUGUCGACCCAUGGUCUGCGUUAUUGAUUGGCUUCUUGUGCGUGCCAUUUUGCUACGCUUGCAUCGAGAUCACGAAGAGGUACAAACUCGACGACGCUUUGGAUGUCUGGGCCGUGCACGGCAUGGGCGGUUUCUUGGGCACCGUCUGCGUCGGUAUCUUUGCCACGGAGAAAGUAUCCGGUAACGUCGACGCGAGUGGCAAGCAAUUUCUCAUCCAAUUGUUGGCGGCAAGUGGCAUUGCCGUGUAUUCUUUCGUCAUUGGCUACCUUUUGAUUAAAGUCAUCGAUAAGUUUUCGAAAGUCGCCGUCGACGCCGACACGUACGCGAAAGGUUUGGAUGUUUCCAUCCACGGCCACGAGGCGUAUUUCGACAGCUCCAACGAUGGAAGCAAGAAGGUUGUUGGAGUGUAA
Bathycoccus prasinos is the source of this 1422-nucleotide messenger RNA. Its product is annotated as ammonium transporter. The record is from RefSeq and is a predicted model, not a curated record. The coding region runs from base 1 to 1422 and encodes 473 amino acids. Gene Ontology annotation, molecular function: ammonium channel activity. Lineage: Eukaryota; Viridiplantae; Chlorophyta; Mamiellophyceae; Mamiellales; Bathycoccaceae. Gene Ontology annotation, cellular component: plasma membrane. Gene Ontology annotation, biological process: ammonium transmembrane transport. The transcript has a single exon.